This is a messenger RNA of Durio zibethinus, 2228 nucleotides long. It is a transcript of the gene SULTR3;4, whose product is annotated as sulfate transporter 3;4. Gene Ontology annotation, cellular component: membrane. Gene Ontology annotation, biological process: sulfate transmembrane transport. Gene Ontology annotation, molecular function: secondary active sulfate transmembrane transporter activity. Lineage: Eukaryota; Viridiplantae; Streptophyta; Magnoliopsida; Malvales; Malvaceae. The record is from RefSeq and is a predicted model, not a curated record.
AUGGGUGUAAACUCUAACAGGGUUGAAGAUUUCAAUAGCCAUGGUGGAAGUACAACAACAACAACAACAACUCUGAAGAUUUCAACAGAGAUACCAAUGCCAAAAACAGAGGCAAUGGAGAUACACAACGUUUGCCUGCCAUCAAAGAAAACCACUUUCCAGAAGCUAAAACACAGGCUUUCUGAGAUAUUUUUCCCUGAUGAUCCUCUCUACAGGUUCAAGGACCAAACAUGGUGUAAGAAACUGGUCUUGGGAUUUCAGUUUUUGCUCCCAAUAUUCCAGUGGGGUCCUGAAUAUAAUCUCACGCUGUUUAGGUCUGAUAUCAUCUCUGGUGUCACCAUUGCUAGCCUUGCAAUCCCACAGGGAAUCAGUUACGCAAAACUUGCAAGUUUGCCACCUAUUGUUGGACUAUAUUCAAGCUUUGUUCCCCCAUUGAUUUAUUCUGUCCUUGGGAGUUCUAGACAUCUUGCUGUUGGUCCAGUGUCCAUUGCAUCCUUAGUCAUGGGCACAAUGCUAAGUGAAAGUAUUUCCCCUGUUGAAGAACCUAUUCUCUACCUUAAAUUAGCUUUCACUGCUACCUUCUUUGCUGGUUUAUUUCAGGCAUCUUUGGGUCUCUUAAGGUUAGGCUUCAUAAUUGAUUUUCUGUCCAAGGCAACUCUUGUUGGAUUCAUGGCUGGUGCAGCAGUCAUUGUUUCAUUACAGCAGCUAAAGGGGUUGCUUGGAAUUGUUCAUUUCACUGGCAAGAUGCAAUUCAUUCCUGUUGUGACCUCUGUAUUUGACCAUAAAAAAGAGUGGUCCUGGCAAACUAUUGUAAUGGGAUUCAGCUUCCUGUUGUUUCUGUUGACGGCAAGGCAUAUUAGCAUGAGGAAACCAAAGCUUUUCUGGGUAUCAGCAGCCGCCCCAUUAACAUCAGUGUUUCUCUCAACGCUUUUAGUCUUCUGCAUUAAAUCCAAAGCUCAUGGAAUCCCAAUUAUUGGCCACUUGCAAAAGGGCUUGAAUCCACCUUCAUCGAACAUGCUAUACUUUAAUGGCCAAUAUCUGGCUUUAGCUAUCAGGACUGGCAUUGUCACAGGGAUCCUGUCCCUCACUGAAGGAAUUGCAGUGGGAAGGACAUUUGCGUCUCUAAGGAACUACCAAGUUGAUGGAAACAAAGAAAUGCUGGCUAUUGGUCUCAUGAACAUGGCUGGUUCUUGCACUUCAUGUUAUAUUACAACAGGAUCAUUUUCUCGAUCUGCAGUAAAUUACAAUGCUGGAGCACAAACAGCAGUCUCUAACAUAGUAUUAGCUACAGCUGUGCUUGUGACCCUGCUGUUUCUCAUGCCACUAUUUUACUACACCCCUAAUGUCAUCUUAGCAGCCAUCAUCAUAACAGCAGUGAUAGGACUUAUUGAUUAUCAGGCGGCAUACAAAUUGUGGAAAGUUGACAAACUCGAUUUCUUGGCUUGUAUUUGUUCCUUCUUUGGGGUUCUUUUCAUUUCUGUUCCCCUAGGACUUGCCAUUGCAGUUGGAGUUUCUGUAUUCAAGAUUCUCUUGCAUGUCACCAGGCCAAACACUGUGGUCUUGGGGAAUAUUCCCAGAACACAGAUAUACCAAAGCCUCAACAGAUACAGAGAAGCUUCAAGGGUCCCUUCAUUUCUCAUACUGGCCAUCGAAUCCCCUAUCUACUUUGCGAAUGCAACUUAUCUACAAGAAAGGAUAUUAAGAUGGAUCAGAGAGGAGGAAGAAUGGAUUAAGGCAAACCAUGAAAGCACUUUGAAAUGUAUAAUUAUUGACAUGACUCCUGUCACAGCCAUAGACACCAGUGGCAUUGACAUGGUAUGUGAACUAAGAAAAAUGUUGGAGAAAAGAUCACUUCAGCUUGUGUUGGUAAACCCUGUGGGAAGUGUAAUGGAGAAAUUGCAUCACUCCAAAAUCUUAGAGUCCUUUGGAAUGAAUUCAUUCUAUCUCACAGUUGGGGAAGCUGUGGGAGACAUCUCAGCUUCAUGGAAGCCUCAGCCGUGAUUUUACAGAGAAUUUUAGGGAGACAACAAAAAUCAAGAGAGGACUAACACCUUUAGACCUUAAUUUGGCAGUCUUGGAAGAGUUGUAGCAUAGGAGAGGACAUUGCUCUUACUUUUCAUUUUUGCGAGAAACCCAAAUCCAUGAAACAUUGUGUUUUGGUUUAAUGGAGAAAUGAAAGUUAUGUUCUUCAAAAAGAGUUUUUUGAAGCCUUCUUACAUUCCACCAAA